GUUACGCGUACCGCGGAGGUUCGCCCCGGGCCGGGCCACGUGACGCGCCGGCCCAAUGACGGCGCCCGGUCCGCAGCUCGGGCGCCGCGGGCUCCGGUUGCCGCUGAGCCGCUCGCGUUUUCCCAGCGCGGCCACCCAAGGCCAGCGAAGCCAUGGGCGCCACGACCCCAGAGCAGCCGCAGCCGCCCGGCACCAGGGGCAGAGGUGGCAGUGAAAGUGGUGUCCAAGGCACAGGGGAACGUGCCCGUCCUUUCCGAAUCGGAGAGGUUGAUGGCCCUGGAUCACCGCAACGUUAUCCAGCUCUUCCAGGUAAUGGAGAGCCCGAGCACCGUCUACAUGGUCAUGGAGCACGCAGAUGGGGGAGACCUAUGGCACUACAUCCCUGAGGUCGGUGGCCUGCAGGAGGACCAAGCCCGCCCGGUGUUCAGGCAGAUCGUGCGCGCUGUGCGCCACUGCCACGACAGGGGCAUAGUGCACCUGGACCUGAAGCCCGGCAACGUGGUGGUGGACAUCAGGGCCGGCAGUGUCAAGCUCAUUGACUUUGGCCUGGGCGCUACCUUCACGCCUGGGCAGAAGCUCAACGGCUUCUGGGGCACUGUCCCAUACUGUGCCCCUGAAAUCGUGCAGCAUCAAGAAUAUGAGGGUCCCCCUGCAGACGUCUGGAGCCUGGGGGUUACCCUGUUUCUCAUGCUCACUGGGAGACGCCCAUUUAAGGCCAGAGUCGCCAACUGCCUGCAGGACGUCCUCAUGCAGGCCAGCUACCACCUUCCCAGGUACCUUUCCCAGGACGCCUGCAGCCUCAUCCGGCAGAUGCUGAGGCUGGACCCCAGGCAGAGGGCCACCCUGGAGCAGGUAAUGGGGCACCCGUGGCUGAGCCAGGGCAGGGAACCCUCGCCCAAUCCUUGCAGUGACCCACACCCCAGACACCCAGACCCCGCCAUCAUGACCAUCAUGUUCGACAUGGGUUACGACCCCUACCACACCUGGGUGUCCUUGGACCAGCGGAAAUACAAUGAGGCCAUGGCCACCUACCUUAUCCUCCAGCACCAGAGAACCCAGGCCGCGGCGGGGUGGGCGCUCCAGGCGAGGCCUGUGCGCAGAAGGGUGGUGGGGCCUCGCCCAGGCCCCGCGGAUGCCCCCGGCCUGCGCCCCAGCAAGUGGUGCACCAGCGAGCCUGCCCAUCCAGUGCCCUGGGAGCACCAGCCACCAGAGGAGGCCAGGCAGGCAGGGCACAGGGGCGCGGUCAGUGCCAGCAUGCCCGCCAUCCCUCUGCGGUUCUUCCACGUGGGCACAGCCUCUCCCAGCCCAGCCUCCCGAGGCGACCCUGUGCCCCGCGGGCCCCAAGACCCCAGGCCCAGCCCAUGGAGGGUCCUCUGCGGGUGUGUGGCAGAAGGCCCCAGCUCCUCCUCCCAGGGGUCCUCAGGCCAAUCCGCUAACAGCGGCAGGGGUUGGAGGGGGGUCACCAGGAGGAUCGCCACCUGCCUCCAGCAACUGUGCUGCUGCUUGCCCUGCUUCCGCGGACCCGGCUCCCGAAGAAGAGCGGCACCCGUGCAGGGAGGCCACAGGAGCCCUAGGUUCCAAAACAGAGUGGCCCCAGUGGACGCGCCCUGAGGAGGCACACAGACCAAGGGACAGCCAGAAGACCCCGAUCUCCGAGCAGCCUGACCUCAGAGUCGGCACCCGUCAGGAAGGGCACCGAAACAGCUGCAGCACUGAGGGACGCCCACUGGCCUGGGCCUCCCCGCGUGGACUCCAGCCAAGAGCCCGUCGGCCUCCACCACCACUCUCUCUGCCCCCUCCUGCCACAGACAUCAGAGACUCUUCCCUGGGACACUUCCCCUGCCCUGCUCUGCCCCGGCCUUCCUCCCGGGCUUCUGGGAAACCAGCGAUGGUUCCUCAUCAAUUUCUCUUUCUCACCCAUUGAAUAAUAAAAUUGAUUUUUCAAAGACUAUUUUGUUUUGCUUUGUUUUAAGAGGGCAGGUUGAAAAAUAGAGGAGAUAAAACUUAAAAAGGAAAAACCCAAACCAAAGAGAGGCCUCAGGGCAAAAGCAGGAGCCCAGCAGAUGUCCUGACCACAGCCUGGACCACUGGGCCUCCCUCUGCUGUUCUGUGUAGAUAGAGACUCCUGCACCUUCAGCCAGUGUAGGUGGGGACUCAAGUGCCUUGACCUCGUGUAGAUGGAGAUUCUCUCCUUGAGCCACUGGAGACUCGAUUCUGUUUUAGUCGAUUGCUUUGGCCACCAAGGAUCUUUCCUGCUCUUCAGGCCCCUCCCUGAGAUGUGUGGAGAGGGUGGGUGGCAGGUGUUAGAGAAGACUCGUCUGGAAAGCCACUGGACUCCACAGAGUGUCUGUGGCAUCACCUCCAUAAUCCCACGGGCAGGGAAGCCAGAGACGAGCCAGUGGGCGGGGGUGGGCUGGCCUGCAGCAGUGGCUGCCUGCGGCACCAGCACGCCUUGCCACCUCUGAACCCAACAUCUCCUCCUGGCUGCUGCUAAAGGUCAUGAAGAAUGAAUGAGCACAUGGGCUCUGGGGACUGGCGAUCUUAAACUGUCCCACAGUGGCUACUUACAUAAAAGCCAAGUGACCAUCAAGGAAAUAAAAUUCCUAAUAUAAAAAGCUCCCAAAAGAUCUUCAGCUAUAGAUGAUGGCCCUGGAGAAUUCCGCCACACAGUGAAGAAGACCAACUGUAUACAAACGUUUCCAGGAAGUGGAAGCACAGGGAACAACUCGCCAUGUAUUUUAUGAAGCUGGUAUUGCCCGACCAUCAAACCAGAAAAGCCGCUGCCAGAGAGAACCAUCAGAGAAACCCCAGUAUAGACACCAACAUCCCCAUACGAUGCACUUUACUGAAAAGCCAAGAAAGGCACAGGAGGGUAUGGAUUCAUGUAGAAUAAUGACGUGACAGAACUCGGCACCUAUUGAAAAGUCUCCCAGAUGGGUAGGACCAGGGAGUGUCAGGGAUCCAUCCUGUCCCCCAGACCUCCACACCUAAGAAUAAGGUCUCUCUUGUCAGAAAUAAGAUGGGAGCCUAAGGAACCAGGGUGAGCUCAUGGUUCAGCGUGGCUUGUGUCCUCAUAGGGAGGCCAGGGCAAGUUUGAUUCAGUGUGACUUAGGUUGUUAGGGGACUGUCUUCUGUUCAGGGGAUGUCUGUAGUGAAACAUUUGAGUUUUCUUACUUCUCACUUUGGGUAUGUCCUAGAGGUAUUUCUUGGUGGUUCCUGUGGGGGUUUCAUUUCCCACGAGAUAGGAACAGCAGCCAGAUGGAGUCUGUGGCAGGGUAACUUCACUGGCGUAGAGAAUGCCGCUGCUGUGCCUCUCCAUGCCCACCCGCUCAGCCAGUUUUGUCACAAUGUUACACGUGCACACUGUGUUUGAUUCCAUAGAAUAAUCUUGGGGUUUUUCUCCAAUUUAUUCUCUUACAUCUUGUGGAACAAAGGUAGCACUAGCUUUUAUAAUUGUCCUGGAUUUGCUUUACCAGAGAUCUUUCUGUCUUCAUGGAGAUCUGACUACCCAAUCUAAUGUGCUUCAGGUCAGCCCCAAGAACCCCCCUCAUACAGGCACAUCUAGUGGGGACCAGCUCCACUAGAGUGCAGUCAGGCCAUGAGGCUCCACCCGCAGGGAUGGGAGGUGCAGUUUAAGAGUGCUUCUCCAGGGGCUGGUGUUGGAGCUCAGUGGUAGAGCUCCUGCGUAGCAUGUGUGAGGCAGUGUGUUUGAUUCUAAGCACCACAUAAAAAUGAAUAAAAGUCCAUUCAGUUAAGAAAAAUUUUAAAAACAAUGCUUCUCCAGCAUGCUCUAAGACGUGGUUCACUUCCUAGCAGUGCACACGUGCCCACACAUACACAGAGACACACGUAAGAAUAUUUAUCUAGCAUGGAACAAUGGCCUGUGGCUGUGUUUUAAUUAACUUCCUCAUGUCUUUGGCCCAGACACCCAACAAGAAAUAGUUAGAGGAGAUUAUGUUGGCACACAGGUCAGGGUUUCAGUGGUCUCCAUGUGUACAUUGCUGAUUCCAUUGCUCUGGGCCCAAGGUGAGGAAGCUCAUCAAGGGAGAAAGACCCAAAGGAAGAAAGGUUCUCUCCUGGGACAUUUCCCUCUACCCUUCUCUUUCCUGGCUUUCUUCCUGGGCUUCUGGGAUAACAUGGAUGCUUAAUAAAUUUCUGGUUUUUACCCAAUUGUAUAAUAAAAUCGAUGUUCUAAAGGUUGGAGGGGGAGAAUAAAUCUCUCUCAUUGUCUGGGUCUACUUACAGAAAAUAGGAAUUCCUUCAGCUAUGUCAAGCAAAAUGAAACUUUAUUAAUUGAUUAAUUCAUGAUAUUUAAAGUGGGGAACUAAAGUCUUACAAUCUCCUUAGAAGGGCUGAAGUAGCAAGCUUGGUAAUAUCAAGAACACCGCCAGGGAACUAGCCCUCAGAUAAGCUGCCUCCUCUUGUGCAAUCAGAAAGGAGGACUGGAAGUGAGCAUUGGAGCCCUUGGUUCCAGGACCCCUUCUAUAGCUGAGAUUAGUAGGUGAGCUGUGAAAACAGCAGCCCCAGACUCCCACCGUGCUGAAUGGGAUCUGCAUUCUGCUUCUUGACAUCUGGUCAUUGGAACACUGCUAAAGAAAAAUCCAGUGGGUCCACAAAGGGCUUGCCAGCAGAAACAGCAGAUGUAGCCAGGUGCUACAGGUAUCAUGAAUCAAUCAAUUAAUGAAGUUUCAUUUUGCUUGAAAUAGCUAAAGGAAUUCCUAUUUUCUGCCUCACUCUCUUUCACCUUUCUCACAAUACAUGUGAUGGUCUGGACCUUAGUAUGGAGCCCUACUUACCAGGUGAUUCUGGGAAAUGUGGAUGAAGAGAGCCACAGCCCACAUUAUUCCUCCCCCACCUCCUGUCUAAGGUUCUUAAUCUUGUGCCAUUCCCUAUCCUGUCUGCUAGUAGACAUUGCUCAAGUGGUUAUCUUGUCCUGUCUUCUGUCUUCAACAUCCCCCUUUCUUCCACCUGUCUCUAAACAACUUGCAGACCCUGAAGACAAGCCACGAAAGCAAAGGCAGACAAGUGGGACCAGGUCAGACUGAAACAGCAAAAUGACCAGGCAACCCGUAGAGUGGGGGAAAAUAUUUGCAAGCCUUAUAUCUGAGUAGUGGUAAAUAUUUGAAUUAUAUAAGAAAGACCUACAAUUCAAUAGCAAAAACAAAAAGAAAUCCAAUUUUGAAAAUUGGGAAAGGACCUGAUAGACAUUUCUCCAAAGAAGACCUACAAAUGGACAACAGUUAUACCAAAAGGUGCUCAACAUCAGUAAUUACCAACUAAAUGCAAAUCAAAACCACAAGAUAACACCUCACACCUGUUAAGAUGACAAUUAUCAGAAAAAAAAAAAAACAGAUGUAAUAAUGUUGGUGAAGAUAUGGAGAAACUGGACCUCUCAUGUAGUCACCAUCGAAGUUUCUUAAAAAAUUAUAAGUAGAAUCAUCAUAUGAUCCACCAAUCCCACUUUGAGGCAUAUAUCCAAAAGAAUUGAAAUUAGAAUCUGGAAAAGAUAUCUACACUCCUAUGUUCACUGUAGCAUUAUCCACAAUAGCCAAGAUACGGAAACAACUAGAUGUUAAUCAAUGGGAGACAAAGAGAAUGUGGUGUGUGUGUAUAAUGGCCAAAAAAAAAAAAAAAGAAGAAGAA
Molecule: messenger RNA, 5643 nt
Organism: Marmota monax (woodchuck)
Lineage: Eukaryota; Metazoa; Chordata; Mammalia; Rodentia; Sciuridae
Product: sperm motility kinase 2B-like
Exons: 2
Coding region: 271-1611 (446 amino acids)
Biological process (GO): microtubule cytoskeleton organization; protein phosphorylation; intracellular signal transduction
Cellular component (GO): cytoplasm
Molecular function (GO): ATP binding; tau-protein kinase activity; protein serine/threonine kinase activity
Source: RefSeq, a predicted model, not a curated record